Messenger RNA from Lactuca virosa, 2522 nucleotides. NCBI's taxonomy places the organism in Eukaryota, Viridiplantae, Streptophyta, Magnoliopsida, Asterales, Asteraceae. The record is from the annotation of a GenBank genome assembly.
GCUGCAUCCUCUCUCUCUUACCCUUGCCGCGUUCAUCUUCUAAAACCCACUUUCGUCAUAUUUCUGAAUUCCUUCAUACAGGCAUUGAACACCGAACAUGAAGAAGGAAGGGAGGAAGAAGCUGAAGGAUGAGGAUUUGAAACCAGUAGAGAAAGAAGAUGUUGUGAACGGAAAAGAAGUUCUUAGUGAUUCUGAGGACGACGGUGUAGAAAGUCCUGUCGUUUCGGAUGAUGAUUAUGGGAGCUUCUCUGAGGGUGACGACUCUUCAAGGAACUCAGAUUCAGAAUCAGAAUCCGGAUCUGAACAGAGUGAAUUCUCGGAAGAUGAGGAUGAUGAGAACCCAAUCAACGAAGGUGAAGGUGAUUUGAGUGAUGGAGUUGAUGAUCAUAGUGAAGGAGAUCAAAGUGCAAGUGAGGAUUCUCGUGAAGUAGUUGAUGAGAGUGAUUCAUCAGAAGAUGAGGUUGGACCUAGGAACACUAUUGGUGAUGUUCCUUUGGAAUGGUAUAAGGAAGAAGAACAUAUUGGAUAUGAUGUUGCUGGAAAGAAAAUCAAGAAAAAGGAAAGACUAGAUAAACUCGAUUCAUUUCUAGCAAGAACAGAUGACUCAAAUAGUUGGCGCAAGAUCACUGAUGAUAUUGAAGAUGAGGAAAUUGAACUUACUAAAGAAGAAACUAAGCUUAUUCGCAGACUAUUGAAAGGACAUGCCCCUCAUGCAGACUUCGAUCCACAUGCACCUUAUGUUGAUUGGUUUGCAUGGGAUGGUGCUAAACAUCCACUCUCAAAUGCUCCAGAACCAAAAAGGCGUUUUAUUCCUUCAAAAUGGGAAAGCAAAAAGGUUGUUAAAUACAUCAGGGCAAUUAGAAAGGGACUUAUAACAUUUGAUAAGCCAAAAGAACAACCCCGUUUUUAUAACUUAUGGGGUGAUGAAUCUAGUUCAAAUGAAAAAGGACAUGGAUUAUCAUACAUACCUGCUCCCAAAACUAAAUUACCAGGCCAUGAUGAAUCGUAUAAUCCAUCUUUGGAAUAUAUUCCAACUCAAGAAGAGAUUAGUGGUUAUCAACUUAUGUUUGAGGAGGACAGGCCUAAGUUUAUCCCAAAACGGUUCACAUCUUUGAGAAGUGUUCCAGCUUAUGAAAAGAGUGUGAGGGAAACUUUUGAUCGUUGUUUGGACUUAUACUUGUGCCCUAGGGCACGAAAGAAGCGUAUUAAUAUAGAUCCAGAGUCUUUAAAACCCAAGCUUCCAAGUCGAAAAGAUCUUAAACCUUAUCCAACAACAUGUUAUCUUGAGUAUAAAGGGCAUAAAGGUCCAGUUUCUUCAAUUUGCACUGACACAUCUGGCCAGUAUAUUGCUUCUGGAUCACAUGAUGGAACUGUUCGUUUAUGGGAGGUUGAAACUGGUAGAUGUAUCAAGAUUUGGGAAUUAGGUGAACCUGUGAAACAUGUUGCAUGGAAUCCUUUACCUGAGCUUCCUAUUUUAGCUGUUUCAAUGGGACAUGAUGUUUUUCUUUUGAACACUGGGCUUGAGAAAGAAGAACAUAAGAUGAUUUCAGAUCUUUUGCAUGUUGAAACUCCCACUUCCCCUGAUGAAUCUGAAACUGCAGUCAGUGUAAGCUGGUCUCAAUACGAUAAAUAUGAAGGAAUCAGGAUCACACACUUCAAGUCUGUUUCAUCUGUGGAAUGGCAUCGAAAAGGAGACUAUUUCUCUACUGUCAUGCCUGCAGAUAUCCUUUUUAUCUCAGUUUUAUUGUUCCUGAUAUUUUACAGAUUUGCCCUUAAACUUACUCAAAGAUUACCAUUCAAGUUACAUGGUCUUCCUGUUUCUUCAACUUUUCAUUCUACAAGAUCAAUCUUUUUUGUUUCAACAAAAAAGAAUGUUAGAGUUUAUGAUUUAGUAAAGAAAAAGUUCAUCAAAAAGCUUGAAGCUGGAGUGCGUGAAAUCUCUUCUAUCUCCAUUCAUCCUGGUGGUGAUAAUGUUAUUGUGGGAAGCAAAGAUGGAAAGUUAUGUUGGUUUGACAUGGAUCUUUCAUCAAAACCUUACAAAGUUCUCAGAUCUCACAAUAAAGACAUAACAAAUGUGGCAUUCCAUCGCAACUACCCUUUGUUUGCAUCUUGUUCUGAUGAUUCCACAGCAUAUGUUUUUCAUGGCAUGGUCUACUCAGAUCUGAAUCAGAAUCCUCUUAUUGUUCCUUUUGGAGAUUCUUCAUGGCCAUAGAGACACAAAUGGAAGAGGUGUGUUGGAUUGUAAGUUUCAUCCAAGGCAGCCAUGGUUGUUCACUGCUGGGGCUGAUUCUGUGAUCAAGCUCUUCUGCCAUUAAAAAACUCGGUAGAAAGUUUGAAAUGAUGAUAUGUUUGUCUUCAACAUCUCUACAAAAUAUGGAGUUGUUUUGUUUUGUGAUUUGUAGAAAAGCAUAUGGUUAUGGUUUUAGUUCAAUUUUGUUGUCAUAUCAUUGUAGGAAGUGGGAGGGUUGACUUUUAGAUAUUUGUUAUUCCUAAAGAGCAUUAAAAGGGAUGGGAUUAUGUAU